CAGCUUCCUCUUCAAUACCACGUCUUCGAAGAAUCUCAGGGACAAUCAUUUGUGGUUUUCGGUUUUCAUGAGACCAGCAAGAAGCAGAUUCACCAGGACUCAAAGGGUCUCCAGUUGUAUGGCAUUAUUGUAUUUGUCAAUGUUGACAAAUGCAAUGUGGUAUGGAACAAUCCCGCAGAAAACGGGACAAGGCACUCUGAAAUUCGGCCCGUUUUGCAUCAGUCCCGAGCAGAUUGGAGUUGGAUUGAUGUCAACAUUGGUUUGCUUUCCACCGACUUUGCUCAUUAUUCAACUGUUCAGGAAAUCAAGGCCCAGGAAGCUGCGGAAAUCUAGGAUUGACGAAGCUCUGAAAAUUGACGGA
Messenger RNA from Notodromas monacha, 361 nucleotides. NCBI's taxonomy places the organism in Eukaryota, Metazoa, Arthropoda, Ostracoda, Podocopida, Cyprididae. The record is from the annotation of a GenBank genome assembly.